Messenger RNA from Paramuricea clavata, 2317 nucleotides. Lineage: Eukaryota; Metazoa; Cnidaria; Anthozoa; Malacalcyonacea; Plexauridae. The record is from the annotation of a GenBank genome assembly.
AGAAUGGUUCAGAAAAAAGGAUUCUCAAGAGGCACUAUCAUUAAAAAAAAAGCUUUUGAAAGUAGCCCACAAGAGGAGUCCCAAAGGGCGUUGGUGGAUCAAGGCUGAUGCAUGUGAUUUGAGAAAAGGAUUAUGUGAGUCGUUGCGUGGUGAAUGGUCUGGAGAUAAAGAUACAGGAGAUGGUGAAGUAAAAAAGAUACAUGAUGAAUAUAGGACUAAGGAAAAGAGGGUCAAGAAUUUGCAAGUUGGAAGUGACAACUUCAUCAAAACUCUGCUUGAUGUCAAGAAGGACCUUGAAUGUGAUGUUUUAUUCCUACAAAAGGGCUUAAAGAAUGCAACUGAGAUCUACAACAAGAAGGUUGAUAGCGGAAACGUUUCUCAGGACAAUCUUGUGGCCCUUGCUUGGGAUGUCACUGGUUACACAGAGCUGGUAAAGAUGAAUGGCGAGUUGAUUUCAAAGAUCUGCUUGGUGCAAGAAGACCAAAACCUUACAACUGUCGGCAGUUGGAAUAAUUUGCGUGACAAGCUAUGCAACUACCUGAAGCAGCUGUACUUCUGAAAGCGUGAACCUGCUAGUCACUUAAUGGUGUUUAUGAUAGCCGAUGAACACAGGGAAUUUAAACCAUAUGCCACAUUCCAGUUCAGAUCUUACGGUUACGGAUAACGAUAUGCAACAUUUGAGAGAUCAAUUGGUCGAUGCAAUGGAAGAAUUGGGGAUGAUAGUUGUUGGUAAGUUCAUAUAUUUAUAUAAUUAUAUAAACUUUGAUUGUGCUAAUCUGACCUAAUCUGUGUCUGCGAUCAUUGCUUGCAUGCUGGCUCAUUCCGCAUUUAUUGUUGUUCAUUUUGAUCAUAGGGUUUGUUACUGAUGGGGAAUGGAACUCAUUAAGAACUCGUGGGGGACACAGGGCUGUGUCCAUUAUUCAGAUAGCCAUGGAUGUAAGGAAACUUGUGCAAUCAACCAAAGUUGUUGAUCUUGACAAGUUUUUCAAACCAACAGAGUCAAAUGGUGUGUUAUUUUUUUAUUUCAUUAAUCCAUGUGUAAUAGCAGACUUUGGUUAUUACUGUACACAGUAUCACAUACUCAAUGAGGUUAAGCUGGAAAGAACUAUCAUGGUAGAUAUUAAAUAAUUAACCCAUUGAGUUGCAUUGCGCCCUACUUUAUUAUUUCACUCUGUCUAAUGCCAGACGAUUUUACUCAUCAAGGGGAGAGCGCUGGCACUUAAUGGGUUAACUGGCCUAUCUGCCCAUGUGUCUAUUUAAGCCAUUGAGUUGCAUUGCGCCCCAAUGCGCCCUACUUUAUUAUUUCACUCUGUCUAAUGCCAGACGAUUUUACUCGUCAAGGGGAGAGUGCUGGCGCUUAAUGGGUGAUAUUAAAAUAAUGAAAUUUAAUAAAUUUGCCAAGUUUGGUUGCAAAAUGUUGUAAAAUGAGUAGAUUAAAACCGUAUGCUAUUCGCAAGCUUUGAAUAAAUUUGUAUUACACGAGGGAAAUUAAUAACCAUAUUUGAGCCAAAAAUGGUUAUACAUUAUUUCCUGCGCAUAAUAAUAAUUUUAAGAUGCUCUUUCCCUUUAUUGAAAAGACGUUUUGUUCUUCGAUUCUUACCUGUAUUUUAAUUUAGUCGAUCUAUAGCUGGAAUGAUCUAUUUACUUGCGAAAUUGUGAUUUGUGAAGUGAUUAUCAGUAUGAUACAGUUUUAUGAAAACUCAUUAUGAUUUUAUCAAACUAAAUCAUCAUUGUGUUUGUUGUGUUUUGUAGGAAAACCAGAAAUAACACAUGAUGCCAUACCCCAAUCAGAUAUUGCAUGGCUUUAUGAUUUCAUGGAAAAUGGAGACCCCAACCGGAAAAUUCCAUUUAAUGAAGUGAUUCAUGUUAUGAGAAGACAAAUGUAUCCCAAGAAUUAUGACCCAUGUCCAUCAGGCAAGAACAUGAUUGUAUUUAUACAGUAUUUAUGCAUUAUGUGUGUGUUAAAUUUAAUUCUAAAAUGGAUAGUGUAUACAUUUGUUUAGGGAAAAGUGAAACAUAUGCUGAUUGUCUGAGAUUGUUGUUUGCCAGUUAUGUUUUCAAACAAUCUGUGCAGUCAUUGAAAGCAGGAGUUGACUUUGAAAGUCACCUUUAUCAACCCGAGAUCAGCAGCGUCACAGGCGAGGCAAUGCUUGAUAGAGAGGAUCAUGGUCAUGUUUUUAAAAGAUUCACGCAAUGUCUUAGAAGUGGUUCGAUUCCAGGCAUAAACAUGAAAGCUUUUGCUGAUGCUUUAAAUGACCCCAAAUCAGGUCUGACAUAUGAAGCACUAACCGGAAAAAAACAAACAGAGCAUUCCUGA